Laetiporus sulphureus 93-53 is the source of this 2629-nucleotide messenger RNA. RefSeq lists its product as uncharacterized. The record is from RefSeq and is a predicted model, not a curated record. Gene Ontology annotation, biological process: regulation of DNA-templated transcription; DNA-templated transcription. The transcript is spliced from 15 exons. Bases 123 to 2489 code for a protein of 788 amino acids. Gene Ontology annotation, molecular function: zinc ion binding; DNA binding; DNA-binding transcription factor activity, RNA polymerase II-specific. Lineage: Eukaryota; Fungi; Basidiomycota; Agaricomycetes; Polyporales; Laetiporaceae.
GUUUGAUUACGUAUUAAGUCCCCGGGAAAGACGGCUCGGGUGAAUAGUUACGGCGCCUGCAAGGGUCGGGGUUGACCGUCGGAAGGAAACAUAUCCCAGAGCUUGUUGUCCGACCGCUCGCAAUGCUCUCCAUCUCAUCUCAUCUCUCCAUGCAGUCCACCUCAGAGUACGUGGACGACAGCCGUCCUGCAAAGCGGCCCAGGCAGGACGACCUCUGCGACUCGGUCGUGCGCCCGUUCACCAUCCCUGCCCCGUCGGCCCACCCAGAGACCGAUCCUGCGGAGAACUCCUCAAAGAGGAACAGGAAGCGGCCACUGUCUUGCGGGGAAUGCAGAAGGCUCAAGCUCAAGUGUGAUCGCGUAUUUCCAUGCCAGUCCUGCUGCAAAAGAGGCUGCGCAGAAAUAUGUCCGGAUGGCGCGUUGACAGGAGGAAAGGGUAGUAGGUUUAUCCUGGCUAAUACAGAACAACUGCAUGAGAAAAUUAAAUCCAUGGCCGAGCGCAUCCGCCAGCUGGAGGACGCUCUACAAACGAUACAGGCACAGCAUUCGACAGAGUCCCACCCUCUGCUAAGGCAGGAGCUUCUGUCCAUUAAGCGCUCACCUGAAUUAUUCGGGAUGGAUCGCAAUGCAAUUGCUGCAAACCACAACAUCAACAUUCUUAGUGUGCACAAAGAAGAAGAUGACCACAGAAGCACUGGCUCGUCAGGAACUCCACCGGACGUCGGCGACGACUAUGCAUCCUCAUCCUCAGUGUCUGUCAGCGCCAGCGUAACACAGCUCGGACUCCCUGAGGAGAUUGUCCGCCUAAGUCGGGCUUGCCCGGUACCGCCCUCGAUGAGCGCCGACCUCAAUCCCGACCUCCGACGAAGCAUCCGUGACCUACUACCUCCGCCUAACGAGGGUCAGCGGAUCUGUGAACAAGCGCGCCGAAACGCGUUUUGGCACUACAGUCCAGAUACCAGCGAAAGCUUUAUACCUAACCUGGUUCACAGCGUGUACUAUACCCAGCUCAAUACCCUCCUUCCACAUCGCCUCAGUCUCUUCCUCAUCGUGCUUGCUAUUGGGACAGCGGUCGAUCUCCAACCAAGCCACGAUCGCCAUGCAGCUGAAAAAUAUCACCAUCUCGCACGAGCCGCCCUGUGCGAAACGGCAGUCGUUGAUGAUCCCAGCUUUGAUACGAUAAACACUCUGUUCUACAUGGUCUGGUACCUUCUGAUGUUUUCCAAUCACAAACGGGCGGCAGAGCAUGCAUGGGGCAUCAUGGGUCUGCUGGCAAAAUUGGCGCAGAGCCUCGGCCUCCACCGCGAUGGCGUGGGCAAGAUGAUACCAGAGGAGCUCGACAAGCGGAAGGCUCUGCUAUGGAACAUGAUGAGUGUUGACGUGCGUUUGGCACUCAUGCUGAGACGGCCGCCGUCUCUGUCCAUUCAUCAUGUGGACGUAAAGCGUCCUGCGUACAACUUCUUCGACUCGCCGACCGCGAGCAUCAGCGCGACAUAUCACGAAUGGCGAGACACAUUCCUCGCGCAGUGCCAGUAUCCGGUGCUAGAGCUGAUCAUUGCCCCGCAACCUCCGCCGUAUGCUGAUGUGCUCGCGCUCGACACAAAGAUUCGCGACCUUGAAAUCCCGCCCGCGCUGCAUAUGGUAGACACAGAUGCAGGCGCACCACAGCACCCCGUAGGCUUGCAGCAGGCGCUGACUCUCUGCACUCGCGAGAUCGCGAUCCUAAACCUGCAUAGAAGCUAUUUGACGCAGGCGCUCAGAGCGCAAGAUGGAUUCACGAUCAAGAGCAAAUACUCACCAUCCGUGCUGGCUGUCUACAGCAGCGCAUGCAAUUUGAUCUGGACUGUGCACACAUGCUACAAAUGGGAGCCUGAGCUAAUCGUUAGGUUUUCGGUAGUAUGGUCGAACUGUCUUUCUGCCGCGCUCGCGCUGUGUCUCAUUCUUGGGCGUGCUCCAAGCAGUCCACUUUCGCCUCAUGCCCUCGCGGAGGUCGACAAAGUUAGGAGACUGUUCAUCGAAGUCCGGGACCGUUGUCCUGCAGUUGCCAAAGCCUUACCUGCUCUGGAAGCGUGCGCUGCAAAAGCGCGCUCCGUCUACGUCGGUUGGUGCCAUGGAUCGGUAGAUUGCUACGGAGAUUCAGAAAACGACGAAGUGUGUGCGCUCGUGCGCCGCACGGUGAUGACGCCGCCCGAAGACGCGGGGUCGGCGACCCAAGAAGCGCACCCAUUCGAGCAUGCGCACUUUUCGCUGAAACAUUGCUACGAAAAGUUCAUUGCGGAGCACCCGUCUGGCCGCGUUGAGCCGUACUCGACCCAGCAGGAUUCGUUGCGGUUUGGCGUGUCGCAAUCGUACAGCAUGUCGGCGGAACGGACGAUGCACGACCCGCAUGCGAGUAUCAACGGCGCCGACGCGUCCACCUCGCAGAACACUUAUAACCCGGGAUGGAUGGGGACGGAGUUCUUGGACAGCAGCUGGAUGACAUGGUUCUAGUGUUGGUAGUGUUAGAUGGCAUGAACAUAUGGCGGACUGGCGUGUACAUUUGAACUAACGCUUGAUUAUUGGACUCCAACAUGUACUUCUUACCUCGAUCCUUCUUCCUGGUUAUAAUACCUGACCACUCUGCACGGAAA